AUGACUGAUGUUAUGCGUGAGAUUGCAAGUGCUAUCAACAACACUUGCCAUGCUGAAACACACCCUGACUUGUACAAGGCUGUCAUGGACCUUCUUGUGUUUAAUCAAGAUGAGCGCUUGGCUGUUUUAGAUUAUCUCACAGAACAUAAGGCAAAAGGCCUUAACUUUGUGAAGAUGGAUGAUGAAGUCCGAAAAGCAUCGUUCAAGCGAAUCUUGAAAGCCAAUCCUGGUCUUCUUUGA
Molecule: messenger RNA, 240 nt
Organism: Triticum turgidum subsp. durum (durum wheat)
Lineage: Eukaryota; Viridiplantae; Streptophyta; Magnoliopsida; Poales; Poaceae
Source: the annotation of a GenBank genome assembly